Anthonomus grandis grandis is the source of this 1344-nucleotide messenger RNA. RefSeq lists its product as uncharacterized. Gene Ontology annotation, molecular function: oxidoreductase activity. The record is from RefSeq and is a predicted model, not a curated record. NCBI's taxonomy places the organism in Eukaryota, Metazoa, Arthropoda, Insecta, Coleoptera, Curculionidae. The coding region runs from base 73 to 1293 and encodes 406 amino acids. The transcript is spliced from 5 exons.
ACAUGACACUGUUAUCACAUUUGGCAAAUAAAAUUUAUUACAUUACCAAAAAUUCUCAGUGAAGCGACAAUCAUGGCCCUUCAGGCCUGUAUUUCCAUAUUUGUAACGAAACUCCUCACUCGAGAGAGGCAACUCCUCACUAUAUUAAAAAAUACAAAAACGUCGGUGUGCGAGUCAAAGGAAAAGCCUCCAGAAAUCCUAAUCACCCCGAUAAAAGAAGCGAAAAGGUUCAUGAAGGAAUGUUUCAUCGCUCUCUGCGCUCCUAAGGAUAAAGCGGAGGCUGUAGCUUCAAAUCUGGUGACAGCUGACUACAGAGGGUUUUAUACACAUGGCAUGAACAGACUGGAAAAGUACGUAAGAGACAUUCAAAAAAAGCGAACGAACCCAUGCGCCGAUCCAGAAAUAAUCAAAGAAACCCCGGCCUCGGCUUACGUAAACGGUAACAACGGUUUCGGAGCCAUCACCGGCAACUUCUGCAUGUGCUUGGCCAUGAAAAAAGCCAAAAAGUGCGGAGUGUCUUUUGUUUCCGCCAAAUGUUGCAACCACUAUGGCAUAUCAAGCUUUUACUCCUUACAAGCGAUAGAACAGGGACUAAUUGGGCUCAGUUUCACCAAUACGUCACCCCUAAUGACCCCGAUUAGGGCGAAAAAAUCUUGUUUGGGCACCAAUCCUAUUGCCCUGGGUGCUCCUGGUUUGUGCGGGGAUUCUUUUGUUCUGGAUAUGGCCACCACAGCGGUUUCUUUAGGCAAGAUCGAGAUAAUGAGGAGGAAGGGGUUACCCAUCCCUCAAGGAUGGGCAGUUAAUGAGCAAGGUCAAAAUGAAACUGACGCCACCAAGGCUUAUAAGGCUGCCCGGUUACUUCCAGUUGGUGGUACCGAAGAGAGUUCCGGAUACAAAGGUUAUGGCUUGGGCAUGUUGGUGGAGAUAUUUUGUGGAAUAUUGGCGGAUGCCAACUAUGGUCCGAAAAUAAGAUCGUGGGCUAAAGUGGGCGAUAGUUCGGAGGCGGCCAAUUUGGGUACCGCUUACAUGGCUUUGAACCCCGACAUGUUCGGGGAUCAUUUUCAGGAUCGUAUGCAGGACAUGAUGGAUUAUUUGAGGUGUAUGGAACCGGCGGAUCCUAAGAAACCGGUGAUGGUGCACGGGGAUUGGGAGAGAGCGAAUAUGGCGCAAGUGGACAAAGAUGGAGGGCUGAGGUAUGUGGCCAAUCAGCACGAGACCAACGCGAAACUGGCCAAGGAGUUGGGGAUAAAGCCACCCAAGUCCUUUCCUUUGAAGAAGAGUUGUUGUUGUUGAAAUUGUUUGUAAACGUUUUAUUGUUUUUUUAAUAUAGCGUCUAUAAGUAGA